AUGAGCUCUAAAAUCUCGUUGGUCAGUGCUCUAUCGCUUCUCUUUGUCGUCGGUUUCUUGUCGUCGGGCGCCGAUGCUAUUCCACGUCCAGGACCGGUUAUUGGCGUUAACACAGCGUGCACCAGCGAAUCGAUCCAGGCGUUCUGUAAACCUGGCAACUUGUUCUGCGUGAGAUCCGCGUGCAGCCAAUGCAUUCUUCGUGAUCCAUUCAAUCCGUUUGCCUCGUUCUGCGUCCGUCUCACCGAAUGUGUCUGUUCCAUCAGCAACGAUCCACUCUGCGAGCAAAAGGUCGAGGAAACUUGCUAUUGA
Molecule: messenger RNA, 309 nt
Organism: Caenorhabditis remanei
Lineage: Eukaryota; Metazoa; Nematoda; Chromadorea; Rhabditida; Rhabditidae
Exons: 3
Coding region: 1-309 (102 amino acids)
Source: RefSeq, a predicted model, not a curated record